Molecule: messenger RNA, 902 nt
Organism: Ictalurus furcatus (blue catfish)
Lineage: Eukaryota; Metazoa; Chordata; Actinopteri; Siluriformes; Ictaluridae
Gene: atp6v0b
Product: ATPase H+ transporting V0 subunit b
Exons: 8
Coding region: 190-810 (206 amino acids)
Biological process (GO): proton transmembrane transport
Cellular component (GO): proton-transporting V-type ATPase, V0 domain
Molecular function (GO): proton-transporting ATPase activity, rotational mechanism
Source: RefSeq, a predicted model, not a curated record
GAUCAGCUGAUCUCCGCUUCCUCUCUCUGGAUGGCUGCAGGAUUUUCAGGCUCCUCCGGUUCAGCGCUAGCAAACGAGCCGUUUCGUUCGUUUAAACUUUAAUCCGAAAGCCUUUCGAGCCACACCGGGCUGUAGAUUAAUCCGUGGGCGCGCGUUUAGGUAGCAAAACUGGCGCUUUUAGUGGAGUGGAUGAUGAACGGCCACGCAAUUCUCUACACCGGGGUCACUCUGGCCUUCUGGAGCACCAUCCUCAUCGUCGGAAUCUGUUAUACCAUCUUUGACCUUGGGUUCAGGUUCGACGUGGCAUGGUUUUUGACGGAGACGUCCCCGUAUAUGUGGGCCAACCUUGGAAUCGGCCUGGCCAUCUCGCUGUCUGUGGUUGGAGCGGCUUGGGGAAUUUAUAUAACUGGCUCCAGCAUCAUUGGAGGAGGAGUCAAGGCCCCGAGAAUUAAGACCAAAAACCUCGUCAGUAUAAUCUUUUGUGAAGCUGUUGCCAUUUAUGGGAUCAUCAUGGCGAUUGUCAUAAGUAACAUGGCGGAGACUUUCAGUGGCACAACUCCAGAGACAAUUGGAGCCAGGAACUACCAAGCAGGCUACUCCAUGUUCGGGGCGGGUCUCACUGUUGGCUUUUCCAAUCUCUUCUGUGGCAUCUGCGUUGGCAUCGUGGGCAGUGGGGCGGCUUUGGCUGAUGCCCAGAACGCCAGCCUCUUUGUUAAGAUUCUCAUUGUGGAAAUCUUUGGCAGUGCCAUCGGGCUGUUUGGAGUCAUUGUAGCCAUUUUGCAGACAUCGAAAGUAAAAAUGGGAGAUUAGACGCAGUCUUCAAGACGAACAACAAAGAAGAACGACGCUGUGUUGGAUACACAGCCUGACUAUGUAAAUACAUAGUAAAUUAUUUAAAUGUG